AUGGAAGAACUUCUAAUCCGCGAUCAAAGCCGUCUACGGUCCGCCGACCAAAGGUACGGCUCCUCUCCUCAGCGCGACUGCAGUACCUUCCUCACUGAGAAGACACAAAUUCUACAGCGAUGGGCCGAGCACUUCCGAGGCGUCCCCAACCGUCCCUCCACCAUCUCCGACGCCACCAUCGGCCGUCUGCCGCAAGCGGAGACCAACGUGGAUCUCGACCUUCCGCCGUUUCACCAGGAAACCACCAGGGCCGUGCAACAGCUCUCUAGCGGGAAAGCACCCGGAUCGGACGCGAUCCCUGCUGAGGUCUACAAGCAUGGUGGCUCCCAACUUAUGGAUCCCCUGAUUGGCGUCAAGGAGAUGUCCCGCUGGACCGUGCUCGCCAGGCUAUGCUCAGUGCCGACGUUUACAAGGCGGUUCAAAACUUUGGAAAAGCUUGCCUCGCUGUACUCUGAGAUUUGA
This is a messenger RNA of Spirometra erinaceieuropaei, 462 nucleotides long. The record is from the annotation of a GenBank genome assembly. Lineage: Eukaryota; Metazoa; Platyhelminthes; Cestoda; Diphyllobothriidea; Diphyllobothriidae.